Acanthopagrus latus (yellowfin seabream) is the source of this 1283-nucleotide messenger RNA. It is a transcript of the gene elac1, whose product is annotated as elaC ribonuclease Z 1. The record is from RefSeq and is a predicted model, not a curated record. Gene Ontology annotation, molecular function: 3'-tRNA processing endoribonuclease activity. The transcript has 5 exons. Gene Ontology annotation, cellular component: nucleus. Bases 112 to 1218 code for a protein of 368 amino acids. Lineage: Eukaryota; Metazoa; Chordata; Actinopteri; Spariformes; Sparidae.
GUCGCGGUUUACACGUCAUCACCAUGGGACGGUUUACAAUGAGCAUGGCGAUGGAGACAUACUGCUUCAACUGUAGACAAGUUGAAUCAGGUUUCUUGUAACUUCGGAAGGAUGAGCAUGGACGUGACUUUCCUCGGGACCGGCUCGGCCUACCCGUCACCUCACCGCGGGGCUUCGGCUCUGGUGCUGCGGACAGAAGGGGAGUGUUGGCUGUUCGACUGCGGGGAGGGAACCCAGACACAGCUGAUGAAGAGCCAGCUCAGAGCCGGUCGAAUCACCAAGGUUUUCAUCUCCCACCUGCAUGGAGAUCACCUGUUUGGUUUACCUGGUCUCCUCUGCACUGUGAGCCUCAACACCAACCCCGACUCCCAGCAGAGCCCUAACUGUGUGGACAUCUACGGGCCUCGGGGCCUCCGGCAUUUUCUAAGGGUGACACUUGGCCUCACGGCCUCGCAGCUGCUCUUCCCUUACGCAGUGCACGAGCUGGAACCCACAACUGACCAGAGUCCUGAGGAGGGGCAGCUCAGCCCGGAGGCGACAGCAGAGUGCGGCCCUCUGCACCCACAGGAGCAGCCAGGCCGGACGAUCUCCCUGGAUGGCUCCGGUGACUCUUACCUCCUUUUUGAAGACAAGAAGUUCGUGGUCAAGGCUUUCAGGUUGUUUCACCGCAUCCCCUCGUUUGGUUUCUGCAUUCAGGAGCACAAUCGACCCGGAAGACUGAAGACUGAACUCCUGAAGGAACUAGGCCUGAAACCAGGGCCGCUUUACGGCCGUCUGAAAGCUGGAGAGCCAGUAACUCUGGAGGGAGGGCGUGUCGUUCUGCCCAGUGAGGUGUUAGAAGAAACCAUUCCUGGGAGAAAAGUCUGCAUUUUAGGGGACUGCAGCUCAGUUCUCGGGGACGUGCAGCUGAAAUUGUGCAAUGGAGCGGACGUUCUGGUUCACGAGGCCACCCUCGGGAACGAGCACCGAGAGAAAGCGGUGGACCACGGACACAGCACGCCUGAAAUGGCGGCGGCAGUGGCUCGGGCUUGCUGCGCGCGGAGGCUGGUGCUGUACCACUUCAGUCAGAGGUACAAACCCUGCUCCCUGCAGAAAGAAGGGGACGAAGACGACGUCUUGGAGCUUAAGAGACAGGCUGAAGAUGCACUGCGGGACAGUGGUGUUGAAGUGACUCUAGCUGAGGACUUUCUUACACUGAACAUUCCUCUCAAGAGAUGAAGUUAAUAAAGUGAUUAAAAACAGUUAGUGUUACAUACAGUUACAUAAAAAAUGAUAAAUGUCAG